AUGGGAUCCACUGUGCCACGGUGCGAAGGCUGUCAAGCUGCUGUCUUCGAGUGGGCUGAGAGCUUCGACACGAAGGACUGGUCUCGGCUGGGAAAAUGCGUGGCUCCAACUCUAUACGUGAUUGUCCAGAUUGACUACCGCGAUGUGAUGGGUAUGCUUUGGGAGGCCAUGCCGGCUGAAGAAUUUGUACAGAUGGCAUCGAGCCCCAGGUUCCUCGGCAAUGCGCGCAUCAAGACACAGCACUUCAUUGGGGCCGGCAAAUGGAUCUCCGAGGCCGAGGACGAGAUAACGGGCUUGCAUCAGAUGCGUGUCGCUCACCAAAAGUAUAAAGACGAUGAUUUGACCGAGGUUCUCUACAAAGGUCACGCUCAUGGCAAGGCCACUGUGAGAUAUCGUAAGGUUGACGGGAUUUGGAAAUUCGCCGGGCUUACGCCUGACAUUCGUUGGGCUGAGCACGACUACGAUAAGAUAUUUCAAGAAGAUUAG
Thyridium curvatum is the source of this 486-nucleotide messenger RNA. RefSeq lists its product as uncharacterized. Lineage: Eukaryota; Fungi; Ascomycota; Sordariomycetes; Thyridiales; Thyridiaceae. The record is from RefSeq and is a predicted model, not a curated record. Gene Ontology annotation, molecular function: scytalone dehydratase activity. Gene Ontology annotation, biological process: melanin metabolic process. Bases 1 to 486 code for a protein of 161 amino acids. The transcript has 3 exons.